UACACAAAGAACACGUACAAUGCAUUUUUUUUUCCAGCCAUAGACUCUUCAGUGGACAAUAGUAUCAUUUGGUUUGCCAGUAUUAGAAUGCUGCUGGAGCUAUUUUGUUUUUUCCUAAUUAAGAAACAUUUUUAAUUAUUUAAUAUAGUUAGACUGUGGAUUAGGCAUUGACUACAAUAUACAUGAGAAAAGAAUUCCAUCAUAUGACAACAGUUUGUUUUCAUUAUUGACUAGUGCUCUGUUUACACUGUAAAAAUUAAUAGAAGCAAAAUAUAGGUCUCUAAUAUAGAUUUACAUUCACAUAAGUGUGAGUUAGGCCAAAAACCUGAUGAUGCCUUUUUUUCAGAACAGAUCCCCUCGUGUCUUCCAGAAAGUAGGCUUCUUAAUGAGGACUUAAUUUGUGUAACUCUUCUUGGCAUCAAAUAUUUAACCAUUUUAACAAUUAUGUUACAAUGAUGGGAUUGCCUCACCCAACGAAAGCCACUAGAGGGAGAUCAAUUGAAGGGCGAGCACGUGUCACAUGUGCUUCCUCCCCCGCUUAUCACAAGCCCAUGUAUUUGCAUAAAAUGUGUGUCAGUAGGCCAGCAAUCGCUACUGCUCACAUGCAGCGGAGAUUUAACGAGGCAUUUCAAAGUCAGAUCAGUCCAGCUGUCUCACCUACUACGCUAGUCAUCAGCCAAUGAAAACGUAAGAAAGCAUACAGUGCCGAAAAGCAGAAGAGAUACCCUAGAGGAGCGUGACAGUAAAAUACGAAAAGAGAGGAUGAAAGGACAUAGCACGAAAAUCGAGGCCAAGAAAUACCUGAAGACGUCCUGUUGUGCGAGCAUAUGUUACUGAUAGUGCGCUUACAGUAGACUGAACAGUCGUUCCUACUUCGUAGAUGCAUAUAGUGAGAGUAGCCUGCACUGGAACCAGUGGAGAUUUUGUGGGAUUUUCUCUUGAAUGGAAGAGGUGUUCUACUAUACAUUUCACUCUUCUAAGGAUACAUGUAGUUAUUUUAAUAUACAUCACGCUCUUUUAACGGGAACAAGCAGUGACGGCACAAUAUUGCCCAAUUCACCUGAAGGACAUAAAAAUUCAGUGAUGACCACAAUUAUCUUCGAGCAUUUCUCUUCGGGUUUGAAUUUUCAAUAAUCGUUUGUUUUCAAAUGGACAUCAUGACGAUAUCACCUGAAUGGAUUAUAUUUUACAGCGACGCACAGAGAAUACUAACACAGAUUCAGAAUUCCUAACUCUUUUGACCAUCCGCGAAGAAACGAUGGACAAUAGUCCGGGUGGAGUCAUCUUAUACGCUAGCUCAACAGGCAGUGCCAGCCCCAACCCUGGCAGCCCUUCAAGUGGGUACCAGACACAGUCACCCUCCUCUCACUCCCAGCCUUCUUCACCAGAGGACAUCUUUUUCACUGAGGUUGGGCACCUCAAGCAAAGAGGGACUGGCAGCAAUGCCAGUGCAGUGGGUACGCCACCCUCACCCAAGCUGGUCUUCCAGUUCCCUGAAAUGAGCAGUAUGCCUGCAGUUAACUCGGUUAACCUGCCUGUGACCUCAUCAGGCCAAAGCACACACUCCCAUCCACUAUUGGGCAAGAAACCAUGUGGAUUUACUGGAACCUUUACAAAAACAGAUGGCAUGGUGCUCCUGUGCAAAGUCUGUGGUGAUAUUGCGUCUGGAUUCCACUACGGAGUCCAUGCGUGUGAGGGUUGCAAGGGAUUCUUUAGGCGCAGCAUACAACAGAACAUUUAUUAUAAGAUGUGUGUGAAGAAUGAGAGUUGUCUGAUCAUACGGAUGAACCGCAACCGAUGCCAGCACUGUCGCUUUAAGAAGUGCCUGUCUGUUGGCAUGUCUAGAGAUGCUGUGCGUUUUGGCCGCAUUCCUAAGCGGGAGAAGCAACGACUAUUGGAUGAGAUGCAGAGCUAUAUAAACAGACUCAGCAAAUCAGCAUCCAUAGACAUUGACUCUAUCACACCCACCGAGGUCCCACCGAGUCCUCAAGAGGCCCAUUCAGAUGAAGCCAUUGGUGCCAUGUCUGGAGCCUAUUGCAACUUCUUUGUCAGUGGGAAGGAGAAAGUGGUGAAGAUAAAUAAGGACUGCAAUCCCUCUUCCUUCCGGAAUAUGCAGCCUAAGGACUCUGGCUUUUCUCAGUCUAUUGUCCAAGUCACACCGCAAGUGUACCUCGCUCACUCCACAUCCACAGUAAACCACAAUACCCAGACCAGUUCCCUGGUUACGGAUCAUGGUAGUAACCCAACAACCCAAGCCACUGACAACAGCUGCUACCAUUGCACACAGGAACCCCAGCAUUCUCAGAGCUACCCUGCCAAUAACAGCAGCUAUUCUGACAGUGAAACAAGAGGUCAGAUGUCCUGCCCCUGGUUAUUGCACACUGGGGCUAAAGUUCUGGCGUGUCCUCUGAACGCAUGUCCUGUGUCUCCAGCUGGUCGCUCCAGCCAGCAGGUGUGGGAGGCUUUCUCUCAGUGCUUCACUCCUGCUGUUAAAGAAGUGGUUGAGUUUGCCAAAAGCAUUCCAGGAUUCUGUGCUCUCAGCCAGCAUGACCAGGUCAUGCUUCUGAAGGCAGGCACUUUUCAGGUCCUGAUGGUGCGUUUCUGUUCACUGUUUGAUGCAAAAGAACGGACGUUGACCUUCCUGAAUGGACAGACGUACACCCUGGAUUCAUUGCGCGGUCUGGGCAUGGGCUGUCUCUUGGAUGCCAUGUUUGAGUUUAGCGAGAAGCUGGGGAACAUGGGUCUGGAGCCUGAUGAAAUGGCACUCUUCAUGGCUGUAGUGCUGGUGUCUGCAGACCGCUGGGGGAUCUCCAAUGUGGCAGCCGUGGAACAGCUGCAGGAGGGCCUGAUCAGUGCUCUGAGGAAUCUCCUCAAUCACAGGCGGCCAGACGACAUUACACUCUUUCCCAAACUGCUCCUGCGUCUGCCUGACCUCCGUACACUCAACAGCCUGCACUCCGACAAGCUGAUAGCCUUCCGCAUUGACCCCUGAAUGAGGGACAGGAAGCAAGAGCUGGAUUUUAUGUAAAAAAAAAAAAAACCCAUAAUACUCUUGCCUUGAUAAGGGUAAGCACACAGUAUCAGUCAUGCAUAAAGCUAACUUUGAAAAGCUUAAGAGAGGAGUGCUGAUUCUUAAGUCGAAUUACAUUGGGCACUUGAAACUUGCCCAGCGAAGACUGCAAGACAUCAUUCCACUUUUAGAGUGACAGCACUGGCUCUGGAGAGCAAAUUUUCAGAAAAUACAGUUUUGGACUCUUCUGAAGAGAAUAUAGCUGGAACUGUGGAAACGGUAAACGGGAUCUAAGUGAGUAGAAGGAGGUGUUAUAAUGAUGGGAAUAAACCCUUAGUGGACCCAGACAGGAUAUUACAGGUAACAUUAGUUUGACUUUUGAGAAAAGACUUGAGAUUUGAUGUCUUCACAUCAUACCUGAAUGAAAAAUGUGUUCUGUUAUCACAGAUAUGCAGUCUUCAGCUGGCUCCCAACCCUGCAGCCAUGAUGGGGUUUCAUACAUACUGUACUUAGAUACAAUCUAUGUAUACAUUAUUACAGAUAUAGUUAUUGAUUGAAGUCAUGAUAGUAGUCUGUCAGUUCAAGUAUUAGGAAGUGUAUUAUUAUCAGUUUGCUUGAUUGUUUAUCACUUAAUAUUACUAUAGGACUUUUUUUACCAGGACAAUGGUUCUGCACCAGGCACAGUUAAGUGUGUUUGAAGAUGUUCUCAUAUUGUACAUGUUGUAAUUAUGUUAUUUUCAACUACUCUGAAUGGAUAUACAAUAGUUUGUGAUAUAAUUUGCAGUUAUAAAAUCACAAAAAAAUCCUAAUUUUCUUAGGAGUCUCUUUUGUGGGGGAGAGAAGAGUAAGUGGGGUACAGUUCUUCCUUUAA
Electrophorus electricus (electric eel) is the source of this 3881-nucleotide messenger RNA. RefSeq names its product nuclear receptor subfamily 1, group D, member 4b (gene nr1d4b). The record is from RefSeq and is a predicted model, not a curated record. Gene Ontology annotation, biological process: retinoic acid receptor signaling pathway; cell differentiation; positive regulation of transcription by RNA polymerase II. Gene Ontology annotation, cellular component: nucleus. Gene Ontology annotation, molecular function: zinc ion binding; RNA polymerase II cis-regulatory region sequence-specific DNA binding; nuclear receptor activity. NCBI's taxonomy places the organism in Eukaryota, Metazoa, Chordata, Actinopteri, Gymnotiformes, Gymnotidae.